This is a messenger RNA of Ailuropoda melanoleuca (giant panda), 10631 nucleotides long. It is a transcript of the gene AIG1, whose product is annotated as androgen induced 1. Gene Ontology annotation, cellular component: membrane; endomembrane system. The coding region runs from base 96 to 602 and encodes 168 amino acids. The transcript has 4 exons. The record is from RefSeq and is a predicted model, not a curated record. Lineage: Eukaryota; Metazoa; Chordata; Mammalia; Carnivora; Ursidae.
CGGCCGCGCCAGGGUUCCUCCGGCGCCAGCCCCCGCGCGCCCUGCGCCUCCAGCCCGCCAGCCUCGCCUUCCAGCCUGCCAGGCCUUUCGCGAACAUGGCGCUUAUCCCGUGCCAGGUGCUGAGGGUGGCGAUCCUGCUGUCCUACUGCUCUAUCCUGUGCAACUACAAGGCCAUCGAAAUGCCCUCGCAUCAGACCUACGGCGGGAGCUGGAAAUUCCUGACGUUCAUUGAUCUGGUCAUCCAGGCUGUCUUUUUUGGCAUUUGCGUGCUGACUGAUCUUUCCAGUCUCCUGACUAGAGGAAGUGGGAACCAAGAACAAGAAAGGCAGCUCAAGAAGCUCAUCUCGCUCCGGGACUGGAUGUUAGCCGUAUUGGCCUUUCCUGUUGGGAUUUUCGUGGUAGCGGUAUUCUGGAUCAUUUAUGCCUAUGACAGAGAGAUGAUUUACCCGAAGUUGCUGGAUAAUUUUAUCCCAGGGUGGCUGAAUCAUGGAAUGAAACAAGCGAUGGAACAAGACUCUGAACAGUGUGGGGAGUCCAAGUUGAAAGCAAAGGUGAAGGAUUAUCCUGAGAAUGGUGAAGAAACAUGUCUGCCGUGGAGAUAAGAACAAAGAGAAAGGGUUCCAGAGAGGGAGACAGACUUUGAAAUGAAAGCAAGAGAAAGUGGAAGGAGUUAUUUUCAGAGAGUUCAAGUAAUCCAAGGCUAUCUAGUGGAAGGGGAGUUUCGUGUAAUGGAAACGAGGCUAGCCAGCCCCUGUCCAUAUAUUUUACCCCUGGGUUGUUUCCGCAUUCUGAUAAUGUAUCUUCACUGGUGUCACCAGAGGCAUGCCUCACACAGACUUUAGUCUGAAGUCACUGCAAGGUUUUUGGCUCAUAUUUUCAGUGCUUUUCAUGGACCCCAUGAAGCAGUAUACGAGUGUAUUGCAGGGCUACAGGGCAAGUAAAUUGGUCUCCCUGGAAAAUGAGCCCAUCUGUGGCUUUGUUCCCAGUCCACACUAAAAGGAUUGAGCAGACCAGCCAUGCACCGAGGCUUGAGUAGCAAAACGUGAAAUCCGCUUUCUACAAAUUAUCCAGAUAAUCUCUUCCAAGCCUCUUCUGGAUAAAGACACAGAGCCACAUGAGGGUGACAUUCUGGCAGGUGUUCAAAGCUGUAGUGCUUGUGGCUUGGCUCCUGUUGUAUGCAGGGAGCUGUUGGGUUGGGUUGAUCAGUGCAGGUCUGCUGUAUGUAUCCUUUUGAUAAGUAUCUUUAGAAGCUUGCUAAUUAAUUUUAAAGGAAUGUUUCUCUUUGGCAUCAUGUCCCAUUCUUUUCGUAUUAUAUAUUCCGGUGAUAAAUGAUGGAUGCAUAAAUACCUUACUUUGCUCAAUCAGUGUAUUCUGUUGUUGAUGUAAAGUGUACAAAUUGGAUUUAUUUCAGGAUGGCUGAAUUUGGAAUGUGACGUUUUGCCAAGUCAGACUCUCACUUGCCCAGACAACACACAUGUGGAUUUUGCAGUUGUUUUCUUUUUAAAAUAGUAUAUGUCUGUGGUGCCAUUGAUUAAUGUAAUGUUGCAUUAAUGUGCUGUUAUAACACCCCAGGGCAUGCAUGCGUUCUUUCAGCCAGCAGCAAAGAAUUCCCCAAACUAAAGUUUUUAAUAAACUACAGAUUCCAGGGUGAAAAAAAAAAAGCAUCGACCAUGAGAAUUUAUGGAUAGCAAGAGUACAUGAGAAAUCAACAUUUGAUAAACUUGCCAAUGGAAAUACACUGUAAUCGUUCUCUUAUUUCAUUCCUCUAAACCAUUAGUCAUUGUCUAUAUCUAUUCAUUUAUUGAAACUUUUCAAUGACCCAGAUAUCUGACUGUGUUUUUCUGCAACCUCUCCUUUUACUUUUAAGUUUCUGCUGGCUCCAGUGUUUAUAUAGUAUGUUGUCAGAUCCAAACUUCAGUGCAAGCUGACAUUGCCCCAUGUGUGACAUAGCUCAGGCUGCAAAAAUUAAAAUGGAAUUCUUCACCGUCCAUUGUAAAUAGUGAGCAGGCAACUUUUCUUCAAUGCAGUGCUGAUGUGACUCUAGCAUGGGGUCAUUCUGGACCUAUUUCAAGUAACAACUAAUUUUUUUUUUCUUUCUCAAGGUAGUUUUCAGUCUUUAACCAUCAUAUUUUCCCUAUUACAAAAAUUUGGAAUCAUAUUUUGCUCAAUCAAUUAACUGGUGUAAAAUUAAAUGGAAUAAAAACAUUCCUGAUAGAAUAUAUUCAACAUUGGAAGAGAAGAUGCUACUGUAGCCUGCUACCAGAGGGCAUGACUCCCCUUCUCCUCUUCUUCAAUUUCCAUGGGUAUUGUUGUUAUCAAAUACCUAUUUGAUAAGAGAAACACAGGCAAGUUUUUUUGUUUUUUGGUUUUUGGUUUUUUUGCUUUUUUAGUGUAAACUUACUGUAGCUUUACAGUGGAUUUAAAAUAUGGAAAGCAGGAUUUCUCCUUAUAACAAGAAAGCAAAAGAUAUUAAAAACAAAACAAACACAGUGCUCCUUAAUGGAAAGAAAAUUUUUUUGUAACCAAGUUUUAUGAAUCAACAUUUGGAUAUAAAUAAUUUACAACUAUAAUCAAAAGAUCAUUAAGUUUGAGCAUGCAGAAAACGAUGUCAUGGUCUUUGCUAAUAGUGCUAACAGAGGCCAAUUUAAAUGAGCUAGACCACUGAUCCUAAUAAUAUGCCUUCAAAUCUAACUGGUGUUGAUGUUCACAGUUGAGAUAAAGAAGAAGGUAUUUCUUCUUAUAUUUCAAAAAUUUUAGAUCUGGACAUUAUUUUUCAUGGAUUCUGUAAAAUAAAUAAAUAUCAAUUAAGAUUAGCAGUUAAAAUAGGGGAUAGUAUGUCUGCAGUGGGUGGUUUUCUGUGCUUAAAAACUGUAUGCCAGGGGACAUAGGUUCAUGAUGUCCUAAGUAAUGCAAACUUAGGAGACUUUAGGGUGAACAUCCCCUGCCCCAUAAAAGUAAUGCAAAGGGCAUGUGGAGGAACAAGUUGAGGAAGCUGUCUCUCCCUUCCACGUAUCAUUCUCUUUUGUAAAUGCAGAUUUUUUUUCUCUUUUGACCAAGUUGUAACGACCUAAGACUUAGAUUCCAUCCCAUGACUGUCCUUUCCCUAAAACUGCCAGAUAGCAUACCUCCCAUGUCCCAAUUAUACAGUCCUCUUGUGUUUUUCUGGUGUUUGUAUUCCCAUAGUUGCAAAUAAAAAGUAUAUUUUUAGUUUUAGAAUUUUCCUUUCCAUUAAAAAAAAAAAAUCCCUGAAGAUUUGUGGCACCACUGUUAUUUCUGUUAAUGUCAUUGCUUCCAUAGCAGCAAGCUAAGACUUUGUAAGAAACUAUGUUUACAAAAAGAGCAAUUAUCUAAGUGAACAUUAUAGCUCCAUGUAGCAAAGUUUCAAUUUAGAUUUCCUGUAACCAUUACAACACACACACACACACACACACACACACACACACACACCCCUUCUAAUCUGUGUUAGCACUAGGUGUUAUACACAACUGAUAAAUUAUUGAACAUUACAUCUGAAACUAAUGAUGUAUUAUAUGAUGGUUAAUUGAAUUUAAAUUUAAAAAAAGAAAGAAAGAAAAAAAAAAAAACAACAGCAGCACUGUGUAAUCAACUAUGGAGCUGUCCAUAGAGCUGAAGUGUGACCCUUUCUUUGUGCUUCUUUCUAUAGCAGAAUGAAAGCUCAGACAGCUCACCUUCUAAGCCAUAGAAGGUGGGUUCUUCCCUGUUCUCAAUUCCAAAAGGGAGUACAAUAUAAAAUAAAUGAGACUGGUACUGAUAUUUAAUCCUUAGGGUGGGUUCAAGGAAAAAAGAGAGAGGAAACAAAAUAAAUUUCCAGUUUUUCACAGCUCGUUUUGUGAAGCAUAGACGUAAGAUUUUUAUUUUGCCCAGACUUUUCCCUCUUAGAAUUUCAGUUGGUCAAGGCAUGUCUUUAAUUUAGGAUAUUUCAGGUUUGCUUUACCAUAUAGGUCAGAGAUUUCAGUGGCCAUUCUACAAAGAAAUAAAAAUGUCUGUGUGAAUGGUAAUUUCUGAUUAGAUCUCACUCCGUAUAAAGUGCGAUGAGAUUGACAUCUGGAGAAGCAUGCUAAGGAAUGCGCGGCCGGGUUUUUAUCUUCAUGUGGGUAGGGUUGGCCUUCUCAAGUAUUCAAACGUGGUUUGGCAUUAGCCAUUUUCUCUGAAAAUCUAAUUCCCAAACCUUUCUGGUGGACAUGGCCCAUGUUCUGUUGUGCAGGUAAAAGCUAGCUAGGAAAUAAAAUUAAUAUUUUUCUGCAGCAUAUUCAAGCAACAUCCUUUAUUAAGAUAAUCAAAUUCAGCAACUUUGGCCACAGAACUUUGUAGCCAUUGUGCAGAAAUGCAAGCAAAAUAAGAGCAAUGGGCCACUUCCUCCCUUCCUGCUGCGUGGAGAACACAGCCUUGAACCCAGAGUGAAAUUGAUGGGCUACAAACAAAAGAAGCAAAGUGACACAUAAGUAGCCAACCGUGUUAUAUAAUCCGGGGGGCAGAAAGGGUCAGUGAUGCAAGGUCUUGUUAGACUGUCAAGGCAUAAUUCUUAGGAGAAUCUUGAGGAAGCGAAGGCUGUAAUUUAGUGAGGAGAAAGAACAACGGGCUUGAGAUGCAUCCAGCAAACUAGCAGCAUCAUAAAAUCGAACAACACUGCAGAAAUUAAAAAUUAAACUCACCAUAUUCAUACUGCAUAAAAGCAACCCCAUAAAACUCUCUAACGUCACAUUCACCAACCAGAAGCCUUUCUCAACCAUUUCUGAUAUUUCCCCCAGCUAUUCUAAAAUUCAGUUUCCUUAUCCUAGGAUCCUUAAAAAAUCCUCCAUUUUAUAAUUCAGGAAAAUUGCCACAGCCAACAGAAAUCAAGGUGGUGGAGCCCUCCGCAAGCCACAGGCAGAGUGGCAGAGGUGCUGCUAAGAGGAGGGGAGGAAAGAUCACCAUCGAGGUCUUGCACUAGUGAUCUGGUGGGGGGCCAGCCCCAGAGGCGAAGCUCGUGAAAUGCAGAGGGAGCUUUUCCUCCAGAGCUUCACGUGGCAUGGGCCCUCAGCCUCUCCCUGCAUUGGGAUAACUUUGUGUUUACCUGGAAGGUUGGCUGAAACCACUCGACCCCUCACUGAUUUUCCAGUAAAGGAAGCACAGCUCUCACUGUGACAAUUUAACAAGAAGCAAAUGUUACAGUUCUGAUCUACUUCCUAAGUAUUGAAUUGAUUAAACAUCUAUUCUAUGAAGAUAGCGAACAAGAUACUAAAAUUAUGGUCCCUCUUACAUCACUGUGGUAGGCAGACGGACGGCUCCCAGAGAAGUCCAUGCCCUAAUUCCUGAAACGUAUGAAUAUGUUAUGUUACACAGUGGAGGGGCGUAGUUAAGAUUGUAGCUGGAAUGCACAUCAAGAAUAAGCUGGCCUUAAGGUAAGGAGAUUAUCCAGGUGUAUCCAUGUGGACCCAGUGUGAUCACAAGGUCGUUUAAGUGUGGAAGAGGGAGGCAGAAGGGUCAAUGUCAGAGUGAUGAGAUGGAAGAGAGACUCAACAGGCCAUUGCUGACUCUGAAGACAGAAGAAAGGACCACUAGCCAAGGAAUAUGGCCUCCUCUAGAUGCUGGAAAAGGCAAGAAAAUGGAUUCUUCUUUAGAGCACUCAGGACUGUAGCCCAGUGAGAGCCAUGUCAGACCUCUGACCUCCAGAAACUAUAACAAAGGUUUUGUGUUGUCUUAAGUCACCAAGUUUGUGGCAGUUUGUUGUCGUGGCCGUAGAAAACCACUGUAACCGUGUGUUGAUCUCCUUCAUAUCACGUCAGAAAUUACCUUGUUCUUUAGCUUCUUUAUGUUCUUACGCUCUCCCUUUGCACCCAGGAGGGCAGGACCCUGCCUGUGUGUUCACUCCUCAUUCUGGGAGCUGAGAACAGAGUUUGCAAUACAUGUGUGCUCAGUAAGUGCUUCCUGAGUGCAAAGUGAAUAAUUGUGUGCAUGAAUGAGUGAUUAGAAAUCAAGCUUCUUUCUGGAGCUUCUGCAAGAUAUAUACAUAGGAAAUCACCACGAGACAAUGAAGGAUAGUAAAGGAUCAGGGACCCACAGAGAGAGUGGAUCUAAAGAGCACAGUAAAGUUUCAGAAAACACCAAUUACAGGACAAUUAAGAUUUAAACCCUCUGUGUGCUUUAAAAACCCCAUAAUACAGAAGAAUGUAAGACUGCAGAAAGAAGUAACUUUUAUACAGUAAGAAGACCAGUGGUGUUCAACCACAGAAAACUAAGUUCCUUUUUUAGAUUGACUUACUAUAGUGCUGUAAAUCAGUUUUUAUCAGGAGACAGUAAAAAAUGGAAUUAACCUAUAACAAUAAAUAUAGUGAGAAAACUGGACCUAGCAGAGAAACUGAGUAGAACGUUUGUUGUGAAGUAAAAUCAAUAUGGCGACAAUGUCUAUCCUGCUAAGGCUUCCACUGCUUUGCCUGUAAAUAUUAACAAAUGGCUUCCACAUUUGUUACAUCACAAAGAAGAAAAAUAAUUACAUUUAGAAACUCCCGCAAAGUUAAAUCUGGGUGUUUUAUGUGUUUCCCUUUGUUGUUCAUUUUCUGCAUUGCUGGUGUGCCGGCAGAGGUUUCACCCUAUCUUUGUUUGCUUUUUGGUGCUUCACUCACCAUCAAAUAUUCAUUAAGCACUUCGCACAUAUUAACUUAUUUAAUUCUACCUAUGAGGCAGGUGCCACGUAUCCCCAUUUUUAUAGAUGAGGAAACCAAGUCUUUGCAAAAGUUAAGUGACUCGCCCGAGGUUGCACCGUGAGUUAGUGGUGGAGUGCUGAUUUAAGCUCAGGCAGUUUGACGCCAGCGUCCACUCUCUUAGCUGACCCUCUCCCCCCUCCAUACACCAGACCCUGGGCUGGGUCCUGGAAUAGACGCGAUGUUCAAUAGACCCAGUCCCUCUUGAGGCUUACUCUCUGGUAGGAGAGGCAUAUCACAGAUAAGAAUGGCACAAAUAUCUAUGGUGACUGGUGCCAGGAAGGAGACACAGAGCACAGGAUUCUGAGAAAGUGAAUAAAUACCGGGGUGGACUAACCCAAUUCGGGGAGCAGCAGAAGCCAGCCACGUUACAGGUCUCCUCCUUACAUUCUGUGCCAAGAGCAAAAGAAUAUUUACAUGUGCAAAUGUCUGCAUAAGUGCCUCAUAUGCAAACAUUAGCUGAGGGGAGGUUGAUGAGAUGUCAUCUGAAUGAUUUUGUUUUAUUCCAACAAUAAGUUAAUUUCUACGUUUUUUCCUUUCUUAUAUUGUGACACCUACUCUGAAUGUCCUUUGUCUAGCCCAGCAUCUCUCAGCCUCAGCAGUAUUGAAUAUUUGGGCCAGAUAAUUCUUUGUUGUGGGGAAGGGGUUGCAUUGUAAGAUGUUUACCAACACGGCGGGCCUCCUCUCACUUACCAAUAACCCUUCCCUGCCCCAAAGUGUGACAGUCAAAAAUGCCUCCAGACAUUGCUAGCUGUACCCUGGAGAGCAAAAUCGGCCUGGGUUGAGAAGCAGUAGUAAGCCACCAAUAAUUCAAAUUCCCCUUCUCCUUGAAGACCAAGGACUUUGCCUAAUGCUUCCAACCCAUUCUUGUCUCCAUCUUUUCUUCUGAGUGACACUGCAAUCUUUGGAGCUCAGCCGUUAUAUUUCUUAAAGUCACACACACACACACACACACACACACACACACACACACACACACACUCCUCUAAGGCCAGCUGCCUCAGGAGGGGAAGGAGUUUGUACAGGAAGGAAGGAGGAAGAUGAUCAGCCCUCAGCUCCCCUUUGCCCUGCACGAAGUUUGAUUUGGGUUUUGGGUCUCACUGUGCCCACAAGGUAGAAAAGAAAGGUCAGGGUAGAAAGAACCAUCUACAGCUCUAGACUGGUCAAGAACAUGGAUAUGAGCAGGGCCUAAGGCAAUUCUGAAAGGUGGCAGUUUGCAGCAAAGUACCAACAGAUUAUGACUUCUGAUCUGCUGGGGAAAAUGUCUCGUUACUCUAUAGUGACCCCUCUUCAGGCCUUAGGACUGAGAAAUAAAAUGUAAACCUGGGACCAUAUGGUGCUGCGCUCUUGAGGAGAAAAGUUGAGAUAUAUGAGUGUGGAAGAGCUUUGAGUAGGUACGCCUGAGACAGGAGGGUCCCUUGAGUUUAACUCCCAUUCGGACCAAAACUUAGAAGCACCCGACGGUGAGGUGCCAGCGUGGAGAACAGUCAGACAAUAGAAAUUAAAGUGAAUUUUAAAGGCCUGGCUGCCCAGCAUACAUCUGUUCUCAGAAGACAGCAGCUCAGCAACACAGAAAGACUUUCUGCUUUGAAACCAAGAAAGGCAGACUUACUCUGUAAAGCCUAUGCUUUGCGUGGGAUGUGAUGGAGAGGAAGGAAUGGAAGCACGAAGCAGCCAUCUCUGGAUCAACUUCUUAAAAAGCAUCGUGAUCCCAAGUCUUAACAAAUGUCAAAAUGGAGCCUUAAAUAGCCCCCCUGGAUUCUACACCCUGAAGCUGUUCCUAGAGCUUUUGCUUUUUUGCAGUAAAAUUACAACAGAGGUAGAUUUUUUUUAAAUGUGUUAAAUAUUCUAUCACAGUCCCAUCUUAAAUAUAAUUGUGUAUCUUUGGUUAUAUUAUUGGUCCAUUUUAUUAAUUAAUCUACAAACAGUUGUGGUGGGCUAUUAAAUGCCGGUUAGUGUGCCUGGAGAUAUAAGAUAAAUACCUAUCGUGUUGCUGACUUCAAGAGUCUAACUGUCUAGUGGAGAAAAAGACGAGGAAACUAUCACAGUGCAGGCUUUUAAGUGUUUCGACAGAGCAUAGGAUAGCAUAAUAAAUGAGGGGCAGCUUCUAACUUGAACAUGGAGGUCAUGGGAAGAGAGCAGGUAUCUGGAAAGUUCUUUCUGAGAAGACAAAAAUCUGUAAGAGCAAUUAAAAAAUAAAAAUAUUACUUAAUUUAGUUGAUUUGAGACUUUAAACAAGUCUAUUUUGAGAAUUCUUAUUACUCCCCAUAUAAAUGAUGAAAGAUGGACCAUAAUCAAGUAGAAAGUUGGAAUCAUAGAGAAACAUAGAUCUUUCGUGAGUGUUUGAAUAAUUGCCACAGCACUGAACAAAAGAAUAAUAAAAUACAUGGUUGAUUUUUCCUAUUAGGAGUCUUUGCCAAAACCUAAUAAAAUACUCUUGAUAUCUUGCCUCAUAAAGUGACUGAAGGGAAAUGCCUCCGUGUUUUCCUACAUUUAAAGCCACUAAGAUAUGUUAUUGCCAAGAUAUGCAAAUAGUACUGCCUGGACUGGAUUAGGGGUGACAGGUUGAGUCUGGAAUGCUUGUUGCUCUCCACAUGCAGCUAAAAAGAGCACUGAACUUGGGAUCAGAAAACCUUAAUGCAAGCCCCACUCUGCCCCUUACUAGCUGUGAGAUGUUAGGCAGGCUACUUCACCUUUCUGAGCCUCAGGGACCUCCUGCAUAACAUGGGCCUUCACAGAAUGACCGAGAAGAUAAAAUGAAAUCUAGGUGAUUUUUAUCCAUUCUGCUGCUUAAGCAGCCAUUGGGUGAAUGGAUCUCUUACAACAAUACAAGAUCGUACUUUAACUUAAACAUAAUUGUAAAAUAUGUGACAAGGGGUAAAUGGAAGACUCCUGCUGUCUUCCUACCUCCCACUCUACCCCAAUCUGUUCUCACCAUGACCAGAAUAAUCUUUAUGAAACACAGAUUGAUCAUGCCCCUCUCCUAAGUGGUACCCCUCAGUGCCUCCUCUUCACUGUCCAGGGGAAACUCCAUGCCUUUUGUGCAAAGGUCCCUUCUGUUCUGGGGAUGAUCUGUGCCCACCUCUCUGGAUGAUCUCUUGUGCCCCCUGGCAUACCCUGUGUGUCCUCAGCCAGGCUAUAUGGGCCACUCUCUCUUCUCUUCAUGUCUUUGCACACGCUACUCCCUCAUAUUGGAAUGCCCUUGCUCCCAGUUCUUCACCCUGCAAAGUACCUCCAGCUAGCUCCUCAGCGUUCAGUGCAAGUUUUAAGACCUUCUUGUGUGUAUUCCAUAUGUGCUAGUGUGUACUUCGCCAGGAAACUUCUUUCCCUGGAAGGCCAUUGUCUGUGGGCUGCCUCUCUCCCUUGUUGACUCAGACUCCUUGACAGCAGGGCCUAGGGGUCAUUGCACUUUGUCUUUGCUUCCCGCUGUGCCCGGAACAGUGUAGGUCCUCAGUCGGUCUUGUAUGAGUGAAUGCAUCAGUCACUGUGAUGGACUGAUGUGCGUUCCCCCCAAAUUCCUAUAUUGAAAUCCUAACCCAAAAGCCUAUGAUAUAAGAGGUGAAACAUUUGGGGGAUGUGAUAAGGUUAUGAGAGUGGAUCCCCCAUGAAUGGGAUUAGUGCCCUUAUAAAAGAGACCCCAGAGAGCUCUCUCUCUUUCUACCACAUGAGGCCCCGUGAGAAAAAGCCUAGCUAUGAACCAGAAACUGGGUCCUCAACAGACACGUAAAUCUGUUGGCACCUUGGUCUUGGACUUCCAGACUCUAGAACUGUGAGAAGUAAGUGUCCGUUGUUUAAGCCUCCCAGUGCAUGAUAGUUUUGAUAUUUUUAUUACAGAAACCCAAAUGGGAGUGCCUGGGUGGCUCAGUCAGUUAAGCAUCUGACUUGGUUUCAUCUCAGGUCGUGAUCUCAUGGGUCAUGAGAUGGAGCCCA